AUGGAUUUGUUAGGUCUUUCAUAUCCCAUGACAUAUGUUAAUAGUAUAAAUGAAGAGCAUAAAAAUGUUGUAAAUGUUGAACAAUUAAUCGCAUUUUUGAAUAUUAAGGAGAGGAUAGCUUGCGAUAACAUUAUAAAUGGCAUGUAUAAAGGGGGGCAGAUUAUUAUUAAAAGAUGGAAUUGCUGA
Molecule: messenger RNA, 186 nt
Organism: Vairimorpha ceranae
Lineage: Eukaryota; Fungi; Microsporidia; Nosematidae
Exons: 1
Coding region: 1-186 (61 amino acids)
Source: RefSeq, a predicted model, not a curated record